Molecule: messenger RNA, 552 nt
Organism: Macrosiphum euphorbiae (potato aphid)
Lineage: Eukaryota; Metazoa; Arthropoda; Insecta; Hemiptera; Aphididae
Source: the annotation of a GenBank genome assembly
AUGUCUAACGCCGGCGUGCCCGACAGUGUCAAGUGUCUGGAUGGAGUCGACUAUGAAGUCGUAAAACACAACGCUCAUUUCGAAUGGGUGACCGAAUACGAGAAUACCAUUAAACGAUUGUCUUCGGAAGUGUUUGACACCCUGGGAGUGCAGGACGAGGGACGCACGCUGGACGUCGCCGUCAAGGGUCUCGACGGGUUCCAAGGAGACCUGAAAUCGUUAAUGGACGCUCUGGUGAAACAGGUCAUCGACAAUUCCAGCGUGGACGACCGGGCCAAAUCCUUCGCCGGCGAAUGGGCUGACGCCGCCAAGUACCACGCCGACCUCAAGUACCAUCACGCGGGCGGCGGUCCGAGCGCUAAGAAAGUACGCUGGGGCUUCGAGUGCGCCAUCAAGUACAUAAUCGUGUGCGCCACCCAUCUGGCAGACAAGGGCGACGUGGACUUCAAAAAGGAAGUUUCCGGCUACGUGAGAGACGUCAUCAUUCAAAGCCUGAUCGAUCGUCUGAACGGCGUCAAGAGCGAACUGGAAGCUCUCCAAAAAACCUCGUAG